UGAAAUUAGUGUACGCGUAAAUUCAAUAUAGCACGCAGCUCUAUUUCCGAUUCUUUAUCACCUUUCUACUACAUAUAAAUCAAUUAAGAACAUAUAACAAAAUGGUUAUGGAAGCAUCUAUGAUAGUCGUUGACAAUUCCGAAUGGAUGCGCAACGGCGAUUACUCACCCAACAGAUUAGUAGCACAGAACGAGGCUGUCAACCUGAUUUUCUCUUCAAAAACACAAUCUAAUCCCGAAAACACAGUUGGGCUUAUGACAGCGGCUGGAAAGGGUCCAGAAGUUUUAGUUACUUUAACAACAGACGUAGGCAAAAUUCUCAGUGCUUUACAUGGCAUCAAAGCAAGUGGAAAGCCAAACUUUUUGACUAGUGUUCAAAUUGCCCAACUUGCUUUAAAACAUAGACAAAAUAGAAAUCAACGUCAAAGAAUCAUUGUAUUCGUCGCCAGCCCUAUCGAAACUGACGAGAAAACACUUGUCAAACUCGCCAAAAAACUGAAAAAGAAUAAUGUAGCAGUGGAUGUUAUAAACUUCGGUGAAGAAGCCGACAAUACUUCACGACUGGAAGCAUUCAUCAACAAUGUCAAUAACAGCGAUAACAGCCAUUUAGUAACCAUUCCUCCUGGCCCUCAUCUUUUAAGCGAUAUGCUGAUUUCUACACCUAUUGUCGCUGGGGAAGAUGGUAGUGCAGGCAACUUUGGUGCUAGUAGCGGCGGAGACUUUGAAUUCGGCAUUGAUCCUAACCUUGAUCCUGAAUUGGCUUUGGCAUUACGUAUUUCACUUGAAGAAGAAAAAGCACGACAAGAAGCAGAAGCAGCCAAGAAUGGAUCCAGCAGUAGUAAUACAAAGGAAGGAGAAGAGUCAUCUUCAUCUAUGCAAGCGGAACAACAACAUUUAGGCGGGGACAAUGUAGAAGAAGAUGCUGAACUUCAGGCUGCUUUAGCUAUGUCUAUGGAGGAUGCGGGAGCACCUGCUAUUCCUGACGAAGAUGAAAAUAUGGAAGAUAUAAAUGAAGAUGAUGCACUUCAACGAGCAUUAGAAAUGUCAAUGCAAGAUAACGGUGAAAACAAUAACGACGACGACGAAGAAAUGAUGUCCGCCGUGUUGGGCUCCUUACCUGGUGUUGAUAAGAAUGAUGAGCGAAUUCAAAAAGCAUUAGAAGAUAUGGAUAAGAAGAAGAAGGAUGAUAAGGAUAAGAAAUAGUACAACAACUAUAUCAGGAAUCUUUUAUCAUAUCACAAUAAAAUACACUUUUACGCCAAAUAA
Molecule: messenger RNA, 1265 nt
Organism: Mycotypha africana
Lineage: Eukaryota; Fungi; Mucoromycota; Mucoromycetes; Mucorales; Mycotyphaceae
Exons: 4
Coding region: 102-1202 (366 amino acids)
Biological process (GO): proteasome-mediated ubiquitin-dependent protein catabolic process
Cellular component (GO): nucleus; cytosol; proteasome regulatory particle, base subcomplex
Molecular function (GO): polyubiquitin modification-dependent protein binding
Source: RefSeq, a predicted model, not a curated record